This is a messenger RNA of Scatophagus argus, 1698 nucleotides long. RefSeq names its product G patch domain containing 3 (gene gpatch3). NCBI's taxonomy places the organism in Eukaryota, Metazoa, Chordata, Actinopteri, Scatophagidae. The transcript has 7 exons. Gene Ontology annotation, molecular function: nucleic acid binding. The record is from RefSeq and is a predicted model, not a curated record. Gene Ontology annotation, biological process: positive regulation of DNA-templated transcription; negative regulation of type I interferon production; negative regulation of RIG-I signaling pathway. Bases 64 to 1611 code for a protein of 515 amino acids.
CUCAGGAAACGGAUGUGACGUCAUUUUCGAAUGACGUUUCAAUGACGUUUGCCAUCAACAAUCAUGGCGGACUCUGAAGACGUCGCUGCUGUAUAUUUUGCUAUCAGCAACAUUCCUGUAGCAUUUCGCUCAGCGGACCUGAGAAAUUACUUCAGUCAGUUCAUAGAAAGCGGCGGUUUUCACUGUUUUCACUAUCGACAUCGACCGGAGGUCCUCAGGGAGUCCGAUGGGCCCGAAAAUACAGUUUGUGGCGAGGGGGAAGAGGGCAGCUUCAGAUCCUCGACUGAGGAGACUGACCACGUAACAAAAAACGGCUCUGUGAAGAAGCAGCUGGUGAAGUCGUGCUGUUGUGUCGUAUCAGUUCAUAACAAAGAAGCUGACAGAUUCGUCAGGAUGUAUGCGGGAAAUCACUGGAUUAACUCGAAGGGGAACUGGCUGGCUCGACGUUGUAUCAUCAAGAGAGUAAAAGUUGCAGAUGACGGAGAUGAUGGGUCAUUCCCAUAUAAAACAAAAUAUGAGCAACGGCACCGGGUGUCCUUAACGAAGCGUUUCACAGAAGCUGACCUCAAAAGCUUAUCUGAGCUGAAUCCACCUGCUCUGAUGCAGAAUGGAAAUGUGGGCACACCAACUAAAGUGUUCCUACACCUCAUCCAGUCCUGCCGAAUGCCUCCCCGCCUCAUUCGGAAGUUGGGCCUGACUUUCCCCAAAACCAGCUCCAGUCGCCGUUAUGGCAAUGUACCUUUCCAGUAUCAGGACAGUCAGACAGUUCCGGCCAGAGAAGAGACUGUAUUAACUGCUUCUGGACAUGAAAUAUCGGGACCGGGCACUUUGGCUGCUCCUCCGUCAAGACAGAGGCGGUUAGCUGACGACACUGAAAAAACAGAGACUGAUGAGCCACAGAAUGAAGAGGAGGAAGAGGAUGCACAGUCAAAUGCAGAUGAUGAUGAUGACUGUUGUGAGGAGUGGGAACGCCAUGAGGCUUUGCACGAUGAUGUAACGAGCCAGGAGCGAAGCAAAGAGAGGCUGUAUGAAGAGGAGAUUGAGUUGAAGUGGGAGAAGGGCGGCUCAGGCCUGGUAUUCUACACCGACGCCCAGUACUGGCAGGAGGAGGAAGGAGAUUUUGACGAACAAACGGCAGACGACUGGGACGUUGACAUGAGUGUUUACUAUGAUAAAGAUGGCGGUGACAUGGAUGCCCGUGACUAUGUCCGAAUGCGGUAUGAGAAAAGGCUAAGGGACGGUCUUGAAGAUAGAUCAGGACGCAAUCAGUCUAUUGGCAGCUUUGAGAGGUUCACUAAGGGCUUUGGUCGCCGUGUUAUGGAAAAACAGGGCUGGAAGGAUGGCGAAGGGUUGGGACACAGUCAGACUGGGAUUCCUGAAGCUCUUGAGAAUGACGGCCAACAUCCCCAUUGCAAAAGAGGCUUUGGGUACCAUGGAGAGAAAUUGGUCCUACAUCCUGUAAAAAAGGCCAGAACAGAUUUUCAUAUAUCUACAGUGUAUGACAAACCGAAAAGCAUCGACGGAGAUGAUACGUUGCUGAGACGUCAACCCAACACUAGUAUGAAGUACAGAGGCUGGCAGCCAGGAGGCAGCAUUGGACCACAAAGAUGACUCAAAUUAAAGUAUUUUUUUAGAUUUUUAGCUGAUUGUCUUACUUAAUUGACUGUGCUAUUAAAAAAAUUCAAACCUUUCAGUGUA